AUGGAAUCAUCAAGUUCAUUGAUUGAGGAAAGGGCUGAUGAAAUAAUUAGACAUUUAGAACAAAAUCAGCCCUUAUUAGAAAACAAUCUUAUGUCUAAUAAUGACAGAAUGGAAAGCUUGAGAGUUAUGACGGAAAGUUUAACAAUAAAACGAUCGAUAAAAAAAAAAUUAAACAGUUCGAUUAGUUGUGAUAAGAAAGCAAUAAGUUUUUCUAAAAGGUUAAAAUACAAAAUCAGUUUUUUUUUCAAUAAGAUUUUGAAUUCUAUAAAAAAUUUUCUUAAAAAUUUCGAACUUUGGUAUUCGAGUUUAAAAGUUAUCGAAGGACAUUUCGGAAGCAGUGUUGCAAGUUAUUUUAAAUUUCUUCGUAAAUUUUUAUUUUUCAUAAUGAUACCACAACUCCUUUUUCGAUUCACACAAUAUGUAAAUAUUGAUAAUAAUAAUUUAACACAAAAUAUAAAUGAAUCAUUUUCGGUUAGAAACGAACGUGUAAAAUCCUUGGCGAUAAUAAUGGUGCGAAGUGAUCCUUAUAAGGACAAUGGCGAAUUUCGUUUGGGCAAUAUAUUCACAGGAGAAGGUUUUCUGGCUAACACGAUACUUUUUUAUGGAUAUUACACCAACUCAUCUUUGAAAUUAUUCGAAGGCUACAAUUUUAAUAUUCCAGCUUCGUAUUUUUUUACUUCUGCAGUAUCUUACGUUCUCAUAUUCUUAUUUCUUUUUAUCAGUGUCGCUGUCUCCUAUAGAAAAUGUUACAUCGAAACUUCCGGUGGAAUAAAUAAUACUUUUUCAAAUAAAAUUUUUUGCAGUUGGGAUUUUGGUAUAGCAACGCGACAAGCCGCAGAAUUAAAAUCUAAAAGUAUUUACAUUGAAAUAAAGGAACUUUUGGACGAAGUGACUCAGCCAAAACGGAAAAAGUCAUGUUCUCACGCUUUUUACACCACCGCCGUUAGUUUAUCAUUAAAUGGAAUUCUCCUGUUUUUAUUAGGCGUUGGAGGAAUGUAUUCGUGGACAUAUUUAGAUCAACAAAUGACAACAGCCGAUACGGCAACAACAAUGAUGAUGUGGUUGUUAUUGACCAUCGUCAUUGCUGUUGCUCCCGUAAUAUUUUCAUUAAUCGCUCACAUCGAAGGAUUUGAACUACCCAGUACAGCCCUAUAUAUGACGUUAAUAAGAACGUUUAUCCUAUACGCUGUCGUCAUAGCUGUGGUCGUAGCAUUUCGAUUAAAUCGUUCCUCAGAAUCAGAAUGUUGGGAAACAAUUUUAGGUCAAGACAUGUACAGGCUCGUACUUUUAGAUUUUAUUUUCGGUCUGAUAGGUACGGCACUAUCGGAAUUCAUAAGAUUUAGGAUUUUCAUAAAAAUGUGGGAAGGAAUCGGUUGUCCCGAAUUCGACAUAGCAAGAAGCACGAUGAACCUUAUUUACAAUCAAACAUUAUUUUACGUCGGAUUGUAUUUCAGUCCCGUUUUAUCCCUCAUCAUCACCGUGAAAUUAUUCAUAACUUUUUACAUAAAAAAAUGGGGAGCCAUAUACAAUUGCAAACCUUUUUUAAAACCUUGGAAAGCGGCUCACGCUCACACGGUUUACCUCAGCAUUGCAUUUUGUUCAUUUUUCAGCGUUUUUAUUGCUUACGGAUAUAUAAUCACUUCAGUCAAAACUUCAAAUUGCGGACCUUUUCGCGGUGAAAAAUACAUGUACGAAAGCAUACUGUAUGAAAUAUUAACGAAUCGGGAUUCGAUUAUAUUUAAUUUUUUAUAUUGUUUAACGAGACCUGGAAUCGUCGGAAUCGUCAUAAUGGCUCUCACUUUGGGUGUUUAUUACAUGAGAGCCGUUGCACUCGCGAGAAUCCACGUCGUCAAUCAUCUUCGUCAAUUAUUAUUAUUGAAAGCCGGCGAUAGAAAAUUAUUACUUAACGAAAUAUCGAAAUAUACGAAAUCUCAAAAUUUAUUAUUUAUGAAUAAUGAAAGAGAAAAAAACAAAAUGGAGGAGUCUGGAGAGGAGGAUUGCGUUUUUUUUUAUAAAAAUAAUUCAACGGAUUCCGUUGGGGAAAAUCCGAACGGAAACAACGAAAUCGAUGAUAAAAAUGAAGAAUUAUUUAAAUCUCAGAGAAGAGAUGAAAGUACUUUCCAGAAGGAUGAUGAUGAUGAUCGAUCGAAUUGUCCUUCGACUUCUUCCCAAUGGGCUAAUAAUGGUAAUCCAGAACAAAGCCGUAGAAAUGAUAAUGUGGAUGAUGUCGAAAGUGUCAAUUGCGACGAAGUAAACAAGAUGGCGAGUCGUGGAGUCGUUUUACUAAAUUUUAAUCCGAUAUUUUCCGAAAGUAUUCAAAUCCCAUCAAAGGAUGAUGAAAAAGAGAGUUUAUUCGAUUCGGAAAGACUGAAAACAAAUAACAGGUCUCAUCAAGUACAAAACGAAGAAGAUGGUAUCAGGAAUGGGGAAAUGAUGGAAUCAUCGACGGAAAAUGAUUUUAAAAAUUAUUUACGUUUUCACGAAAGACUUCCGAGUAGAAUAAGUUUUAGUCCGCAAUCUAAAUCCAGUGAGGGAAAUAAGAAAAAAAAACGUUAA
Molecule: messenger RNA, 2556 nt
Organism: Pediculus humanus corporis (human body louse)
Lineage: Eukaryota; Metazoa; Arthropoda; Insecta; Psocodea; Pediculidae
Exons: 13
Coding region: 1-2556 (851 amino acids)
Cellular component (GO): plasma membrane
Molecular function (GO): mechanosensitive monoatomic ion channel activity
Source: RefSeq, a predicted model, not a curated record